ACUGACACAGAACGGGCUCGAACGUCAAAUGCGGGAUCAAUCUCUACCAUCUCCCUGUGCAGAAUUCCAAAAGGGUCCAAUCCAAGAAAAAGUGCGAGCAAGUGGAAGAUAGAGUUGGCCGACGGCUCCUAUCAGCGCGAUCCGAGUAUAGUAGUUCUUCUAGCAUCUACAGGCCCGUCAGCCGACAUCACAGUAUGUAUUGCAGAACUUGUAAGUUGUGUCACCUACACCAACAGUCUGUCAUAUUCAACGAUAUGGCGUCGCUGCUUGCACUUCUUCAAUACGAAACCUUUCUUGGUGGUAAGGUCUGCUAAACCGCAUUGAAAGCAUUAAUUUCGUCGGUGUAGGAUGAGUCGAAAGCGAUCCAGUCAAUACAGUGUCUCUCAAGACCACGAAGGCUUCCAUGACUGUUCGGUGCCUCAUCUUCCGAUAUGCGAAGGCUCGCCAACGAUAGCUCUCUCCCUACCGGCAUUCGACCCUCUACACGACUCUGAAGUCCCCGAAUUGACUACAGCGUCAACGUUCGCCAGCUUUGACGAUCCUGCGAGCAAUCCAUUUGAUGAAAGCUUCGCAAACAUAGAUUUGUGGGAAAACUGGGAUGAAAACCAGACCCAGACAGGAUAUAAUCCGACCCAGCAGCUUGUUGAGGGAUACACACCUAUAUUCUCCGGAUCAUCGUUCAGCCUCUACCCUACUCCACCAUCUACAGGCACGCAGACAUCACAGAAUACCUCAAAGAAUCCAUACCUGCUGCCACUGACGAAACCCAACGAACAACAGGGCGAUGUGACUCCUGGUUACUCAUAUGAGUCGUCUGCCAGAUAUAAUGCUGUUCAUACUCCCUGCUUUGGUUACCCCAAUAUGGUAAAGUCUGUUCAAAAGCACUGGUCUAAUGGAAAUGCAACUUCUCCCUUUCCGACGGAAAUCGCAUCACUGGAAUCUCCAAGCGCGCCCCGGUCUCCAAAGACAAUCGCCUCAAAUCCGUAUCGAGAGCAAAGAAGCAGAUCCAAGCAGCACACCAUCGAGAAGCGAUAUCGAGCUCGCUUGAGCGAAGAGUUUGCUCUCCUGUUGGCAGCACUUCCCGAGAAGCUUAUUGCUUCGGAAAUCACUGGGCUUGGAGGACUUCAGAUAGAGAGAGGCUUGAGCAAGAUGGAUAUCCUUGACCUCGCGAAGAAAUACAUUGGACAACUGGAGAAGGAGGGAAUAAAGCUGAAGCAAGUAGGGAGAUCAUUACAAUUGGAUGUGGAUGCGUUUAAGAGGAUAUAUGAUGAUUGUCGGAGACAAACUAGUAGUUGAUAGGCGUAUGAGGGAGAGUGGCUGUGGAAUUUAAUGCAAGAGAGCAUGACCUGGCUCGAGGAUCUCAAGGUCCAUGAAGACUCCGCAGAGAUACGGCUUUUUUUUGGUCGUCUUGCAACGCAACGUUGAACAUUUAUCAACCAUAGCACUGCUGUGGAGACAAUGAAGAGUUAGCUACAGUCUAUUAGUGACGGCCAAAAAUAUGCAAAUGGGUU
Mollisia scopiformis is the source of this 1511-nucleotide messenger RNA. RefSeq lists its product as uncharacterized. The record is from RefSeq and is a predicted model, not a curated record. The transcript has 2 exons. The coding region runs from base 349 to 1296 and encodes 315 amino acids. NCBI's taxonomy places the organism in Eukaryota, Fungi, Ascomycota, Leotiomycetes, Helotiales, Mollisiaceae. Gene Ontology annotation, molecular function: protein dimerization activity.